Molecule: messenger RNA, 1390 nt
Organism: Contarinia nasturtii (swede midge)
Lineage: Eukaryota; Metazoa; Arthropoda; Insecta; Diptera; Cecidomyiidae
Product: p21-activated protein kinase-interacting protein 1-like
Exons: 5
Coding region: 50-1342 (430 amino acids)
Molecular function (GO): protein binding
Source: RefSeq, a predicted model, not a curated record
GAUAAAUAACAACAUUGUCAAUGUGCGAUUUCAAGUGAAUAAUAACGGAAUGGCAUCCAAUAUAGAAGUAAUUGUCGGUACAUAUGAGCAAUUUUUGCUCGGAUACAAAGUUGAAGAGGAUGGCGAUGAUAAGUACUCCAUGCAUCAGUCAUUUGCGGUGCAUGCACACAUUGCUUCAAUUCGAACGGUUCAUGCGAAGGGGAAAUUUCUAGCCUCCGGCGGUGCUGAUGAUCGUAUUUAUGUGUAUGACAUGAAGAAGCGACAAGAGAUUCAGUUGCUUACAAUGCACGAUGCUAUGAUCAAUCACGUUCGCUUCACUCCGGAUGCUACCCAUUUGUUUACGGCAAGUUCUGAUGGUUCGUUGGCGGCCACACGAACCGGUUCAUGGAUAUCAGAGGGACGAUGGAAGGCACCCCAUGGUGGUAAAGCCGUUAAUCACAUUUCAAUUCAUCCCAGUGGCAAAUUGGCUUUGACUUUGGGCGCCGAUUUAACGUUGAGAACAUGGAAUUUAGUCAAAGGCCGUCAAAUUUUCACAACAAAUUUGAAGAGCAAAUCAAACUUGGGCUAUAGUAUUGAAUUUGUUGAAUUUUGUCCGAGCGGGAAAAUUUUUGUGCUUUCUGGUGCGAAAGCGGUUGAAGUGUGGAGCAUCGAAAAGGCUGGUGUUAUCAAAUCAAUUCCAUGUGAUUCAAAGCCAACGUCUUUAUGUUGGUUAGAUGAAAAUAAUCUUCUAAUUGGGUUGCAUGAUGGAAAAUUGAUUUGGGAUCAUUUGGAAAAAGAAGAGGCUGUUAUAUUUCAAAUGUAUGAGGGCACACGUGUAAAGGGUCUUCACUAUCAAAAUGAUCAUCUUGCGUCAAUUUCGAGCAAUGGAGAUAUCACCGUUUGGACGGUGAAUAUUGAUGAACAAAAAAUUACCGAACUUUGUUCAACGAACAUCGGAUGCCGACCCAUUUGCUUGGCGAUUAUUAAUCUAGCCGAUUUUGCCGAUGAAUAUAUUUUGAAACGGGAGGGUUCUGACGUUGAAACAACAGAAGAAACUGUUACACACAAACCUGCUGCAAUUUCAUCGAAGAGUUUUGGUAAAGUUGUAAUCGAAAAUGAUGACGAUGAUGAAAGAAGUAACAAGCCAGUCAAAAAUAAGUCGAAAAAUAGUACGCCGAAAAAUAAGCUGAAGACAAUCAAAUCCAAAACACCAAAUAGUAAGGCAGAUGGGAACAAGGGUAACAAGCAGUCAUUCAAGCGAAAAAGUUUUUCCAUUGAUCAGCCGUCGUCGGCGAAGAAAUUGAAAAGAGCCUCAAUUUCAAAACUGAAAAAUAAUAGCGGUUUCAUCGAAGAAGACAUGUAGUUUCCAUAACUAUUGACUUUUAAAUAAAAAAAUAUCACUUAUUUUGAA